Messenger RNA from Pseudomassariella vexata, 1485 nucleotides. RefSeq names its product putative MFS transporter. Gene Ontology annotation, molecular function: transmembrane transporter activity. The record is from RefSeq and is a predicted model, not a curated record. Bases 1 to 1485 code for a protein of 494 amino acids. NCBI's taxonomy places the organism in Eukaryota, Fungi, Ascomycota, Sordariomycetes, Amphisphaeriales, Pseudomassariaceae. Gene Ontology annotation, biological process: transmembrane transport. Gene Ontology annotation, cellular component: membrane. The transcript has 10 exons.
AUGGCUACCCAACACAGCCGCCGUCAGAACAGUGGCGAUGGCAAAGCCGUCGCCGAGGAGCUCGAGAAAAAUGAUUUGGAGGCCGGGCAGUUUGCGGCGGAUGAUGCGCAUUUGACGAGGAGGAUUUUGUGGAAGUUGGAUACUAGAAUCCUCCCCGUGCUGGCAGUGCUGUUUCUCUGCUCAUUUCUCGAUCGGACGAAUGUGGGAAAUGCAAGAUUAUACGGACUCGAAGACGACCUAGGCAUGACGGAUCAUCAAUAUGAUAUUGGUCUGGCCGUGUUUUACGCGACUUAUAUUUGCAGCGAAAUCCCCAGCAAUCUCGUCCUCAAAAAGAUCAGCCCACAGAUCUGGCUCCCUUUCUUGACCUUCUGCUGGGGCAUCGUGGCAAUGAGCCUGGGCUUCGUCCAGAACUUCGGCGGCUUUGUCGGGGUGAGGGCUAUCUUGGGUAUGACGGAGGGUGGGCUGUUACCUGGAAUGAUCCUCUACUUAUCCGGCAUCUACAAGCGAGGCGAACUCGCACUGAGAAUCGGACUGUUCUACACUGCUGCAUCGCUCUCUGGUGCUUUUGGAGGUCUCCUCGCCCGCGGAAUUGCUGAGAUUGGGACUCGGGGCGGGUUAUCUAGCUGGCGGUGGAUUUUCGUGAUUGAAGGCUUGCUGACUGCCAUUGUCGGCCUCAUAACCUACUUCAUCCUCCCCAACGGACUUGCCUCGGCUCGGUUCCUUACACCAGAGGAGCGUUCAUUCGCCAUUUCGCGGAUCCACGGUGUUGCACACGGAGAUGGCACGCAUAGCAAUUACAGGGAGCAAGCCGAGAAAUUCACUUGGUCCGAAGUCAUCCGCGGUGUGGCCAACCUGCAAGUCUGGCUGACAGCCAGUGCCUACUUCGCUAUUCUCUCUGGCCUAUAUUCCUUCGGUCUCUUUCUCCCCACCAUCAUAGCCGCCCUAGGCUACACGGCCAACGAGUCCCAACUCUGGUCCGUAAUCCCCUAUGCCGCCGCGGCAGUAAUAACCGUCUUCAUCGCCUUGAUAUCCGACCGCACCCGCUCCCGGGGCAUCGUCAUGCUGUGCACGCUCCCCAUCGCCAUCAUCGGGUACGCGGGCAUCGCCAACGUGACGUCCCCCCGCGUCAAGUAUGGCAUGACCUUCCUCAUGGCUACGGGGCUGUAUAGUUCCGUGCCGCCUGUGCUGGGAUGGUUGAGCAACAAUUCUGCGGCGCAUUAUAAAAGGGCUACCACUAGUGCGCUGCAGCUGGCUAUUGCGAAUUGUGGCGGGUUCGUGACGGUUUUUGUUUAUCCAAAUAGGCAGAAGCCGCAGUUUCAUGAGGGCCAUACGAUUAUUUUGAGUUUGUUAGUUGCUGCGUGGUUUUUGACUCUGGCCAAUGUUCUCUACUGCUGGAAGAUUAACCGCGACAAGGCUAAUGGCAAGUACGACAAGUGGAUUGGCUCGGGCGAUGACCGCGAUCCGUCUUUCAAGAUGGUUCUGUGA